AUGAUAAGAUCAAUCAAAUUAAUUCCUAAAAUCUCAAUCCGUCCACUCCCUGCUAGAUACACUCAAAUUAUACGUAGAAUGUCAGAUAAAACAGAGCAAGAAUGGAAAUCAUCCCUUACUCCUGAACAAUAUCACGUUUUAAGACAAAAAGGAACAGAAAGACCUUUCACCGGAGAAUAUACUGAUUACUUUGCAGAAGGAACUUACAAUUGUGCAGCAUGUGGCAAUCCGUUAUACGAUCUGUCUACAAAAUUCAAGUCUCACUGUGGAUGGGCAUCUUUUUGGGCUGCUAGACCAGAUUCUAUCAUUUUGCAAGAAGAUAAUCUGCAUGGAAUGCAAAGAACAGAGAUCUUAUGUGCCAAGUCAAAAAGUCACAUUGGUCACUUAUUCCAUGAAUAUUACCCAAAUAACCCUACUAAUGAUAGACAUUGCGUUAAUUCCGUGUCUUUAAAGUUUGUUCCGAAGGCUGAGAAUUGA
This is a messenger RNA of Lodderomyces jiufengensis, 477 nucleotides long. RefSeq names its product peptide-methionine (R)-S-oxide reductase. Gene Ontology annotation, biological process: response to oxidative stress; protein repair. The record is from RefSeq and is a predicted model, not a curated record. NCBI's taxonomy places the organism in Eukaryota, Fungi, Ascomycota, Pichiomycetes, Serinales, Debaryomycetaceae. The coding region runs from base 1 to 477 and encodes 158 amino acids. Gene Ontology annotation, cellular component: cytoplasm. Gene Ontology annotation, molecular function: peptide-methionine (R)-S-oxide reductase activity. The transcript has a single exon.